Messenger RNA from Thyridium curvatum, 792 nucleotides. RefSeq lists its product as uncharacterized. The record is from RefSeq and is a predicted model, not a curated record. The transcript has a single exon. NCBI's taxonomy places the organism in Eukaryota, Fungi, Ascomycota, Sordariomycetes, Thyridiales, Thyridiaceae. The coding region runs from base 1 to 792 and encodes 263 amino acids.
AUGUUCUCUCGCUACCUCGAGAGUGCACAGCACGUCUACGCGCACAUCUACGCCAAUAUGCACACUUCCUACUCUUCGCACCUGACCAUGGACGAGAUCCAGCAGCUUCUUUCGACAUACGGCCCUCAGCUGGACCUGGCCUACCACCUUUUGCUCUACGCACCGUUCAUUGCCAGCCCCUUCAAACACUUCUUCACGACCAAGCGCGCCAAGGCCGCCGGCACGCCAUACCCUCCCCUCCUGGGGCACAUCGUCUGCUCGCUCGUCGAAGUCGCCCGCUUUCAGUACCGCCAGCUCACCGCCUGGAGCCGGACCACUCUGAUCCCCACGGAGCUCGACCUCGCACUCUGCAUCAUCAACCUCGUCUGCACAUUCGGCAUCGCCAGGCGAGCGCCCCGCGGCGACGCCCGCUUCAUGCGCCCGCUCUUCCAGGCCAUGGCCCUGAUCCGCUUCAUCGCCACGGCCGCCGGCUACGCCUCCGCCGACCCGACGUGGUACCACGCCAGCGUCAAGUCGCUCAACGGCUUCGUCUGGUCGCGCGUCCUGAUCGACUUCUUCUUCGCCGAGAAGAUCUUUGGCGAGGGCUACUCGGUGGCCUACACGGCGGGCAUGUUCUUCGGCCUGUCGCUGUCCACGAUGGAGGGACGGUAUCCCUUCAGCGGGCUGCUGGGCGUGCCCGUCAUGCUGGGCAUCAUGCUGGGCCUGAUGCUCUUUGAGCGCUCCAUGUCGGAGCGCAUCACACCAAAGUACGUUCCUGGGCUCCUAUUGGGUCUUGACGAUACAAGCGGCUGA